UUCGUCGAUUCGUCGAAUUAUACAGUUACAUAUAUUAUACACUCAAAAGCGAUAAACAGCUUGGCGCCCACCCGGAUGAACGGGAUAACAGGCUGAACAAGCUGCUGUUUUGGGAUUCAAACCUCCAAUGAUCCCCAGCCUUCCAUAUCUAAGCCAAGGGUCUCAACCGAUUGACGACGACACUGCAAAACCUCCACUUGUUCUCCACUCCAUCAGUAUCUUCUCCAUCGAUUCAACUGCCUUACCCCACUAUUAGUUACGAUAUCGGCGGGAGAAACAACGAAAAAGGCUGAGAGCUCACAUACAAAAUAACUUCCUGCCCAAAACCUCAACUGUCCUCUCUGCCUUCCCCUUUGGGUUUCAUACCUGCCUAAGCCAUUUCUCACUCCCUCGACCACGCAUUUCCCCGCGGGUAGGUAGCGUAGCACGGGACCGAACUCCCGAGGCAAUCCCACUUUACGCUCGGCCAACCACCAACGGCGCAUAAGUCUUGCUCCGAACACUGCAUUAACGUCUCAGGAAAUUCUUCCCCUCUCUUACCGCUAUCAUGAGCCCCUCUCGAACAAUUCUCUCGCGGACACUCUCCUCCCUCGCUCCUCGACCCGUUUCCCAGGCCUCCAGGAAAUCCGCAUUCGCGCGCUUCACUCAACUACAAUAUUCCACGAUGACGGUAUUCCAGAAGAUCAAGGUCAAGAACCCGGUGGUGGAGUUGGACGGUGAUGAGAUGACCCGGAUCAUCUGGCAGGAUAUCAAGGACAAGUUCAUCCACCCAUACCUCGAUAUCGACCUCAAGUACUACGAUCUGGGACUCGAGUACCGUGACGAGACCAACGACCAGGUCACCAUCGAUGCCGCCGAGGCUAUCAAGAAGUACUCUGUCGGUGUCAAGUGCGCCACCAUCACCCCAGAUGAGGCUCGCGUGGAGGAGUUCAAGCUUAAGCACAUGUGGCUGUCGCCCAACGGCACCAUCCGUAAUGCUCUUGGAGGAACCGUUUUCCGUGAGCCCAUCGUCAUCCCAAGAAUCCCACGUUUAGUUCCGGGAUGGAAGAAGCCCAUUAUCAUCGGCCGCCAUGCUUUCGGUGACCAAUAUCGUGCUAAGGAUACCGUGAUCAAGGGCAAGGGUAAGCUCACCAUGGUCUUCACCCCAGAGGGAGGAAAGCCAGAGGAGAUUGAGGUCUACAACUUCAACGGUGGUGGUGUCGCCCAGACCCAGUACAACACCGACGAGUCCAUCGCCGGCUUUGCCCACGCUUCUUUCAAGCUUGCCCUCUCCAAGAGCCUUCCUCUGUACAUGUCCACCAAGAACACCAUCCUGAAGAAGUAUGAUGGCAGAUUCAAGGACAUCUUCCAGGAGAUCUAUGACACCAUCUAUGCCAAGGAGUUCGAGGCCAAGAAGAUAUGGUACGAGCACAGACUCAUCGACGACAUGGUCGCUCAGAUGAUGAAGUCCAGCGGGGGAUACAUCAUGGCUCUCAAGAACUACGACGGAGAUGUGCAGUCCGACGUCGUGGCCCAGGGCUUCGGCUCUCUCGGCCUAAUGACCUCCGUCCUCAUCACCCCCGACGGAAAGAGCUUCGAGUCCGAGGCCGCCCACGGCACCGUCACUCGCCAUUACCGCGAGCACCAGAAGGGUAACGAGACCUCCACUAACCCCAUUGCCUCCAUCUUCGCAUGGACCCGUGGUCUGAUCCAGCGUGGAACCCUCGACAACACCCCCGAGGUUGUCAGCUUCGCUGAGGCCCUCGAAAAGGCCUGUAUCGAUACCGUCGAUGUCGAUGGUAUCAUGACCAAGGAUCUGGCGCUUGCGUGCGGACAGACCAGCCGUGAUAGCUACGUCACCACCAAGCAGUACAUGGAGGCUGUUGAGAGGCGGAUGCAGAAGGCGCUGAAGGCCUCGCUGUAAAUGUCUUGUGUGUACAUGUCAAAGCCGGCCUAGGCGGCGAUGUCCUUGAGUUCUUGUCAGGUCUUUCUGUUGGGUUUCUUAAAGUGCAUGGCAGCUCAGCUGAAGGCGCUGGUGUCCUGUCACCUCGCAUUGCCGGGAGUUGGGUUUAUAAACUCGUUUCCAAUGGUGAUGCCCAGUCGUGCAUGUUUGGGAUUUGUGUUGGAAAUGUAUAUUUCUAGCUCCCCAUUGACAAUGCACUCAAUGAGUCAUACGGAAAGUCCUGACAAGCACUCUCGAGCAUCGUCGCUACGGUCGUUCAUUUUCGCACAUAGAGUGGUGGAGGAGGAUAGUGAUAUAAGGGCGCAUAGAGUCUCGGGCCGCCAAGAAAUUUGAAGGCGAGGCUAGUCGUAGGGUAGAGGGUGCGUUUAAAACGCAAGAGAUAUCCAUUGUAUAUAGACUCUGGAGCUGCCGGUAGAUCAACUCCAUUGCCGAACGGCGUAACCCAACGAACCAACCAAUGCCUUCACUGCGUGAGGGUGAUGUAGGUGGUGAGGGGUGGCUAAAGAUCCCGAGGUAUUUUCUUCCACUUUAUGGCGGGCCCGGCGGAAAGGAGGAUGGUGUGGAGGAUACAGGUCUACCUGGAUGGUGUGUGGAAUUCACAUGUCAGGUUUGUUUGGAGCUCAGUUUGUCGUGAUAAUAAAGAUUUUGUACUUCGUUACUGUACAUACUUAUACAGUACUUCGUCUUCAUAGUUGUUUCAUCCAGUACUAGCAGUGUUCGUAGAGUGUCAAUAUCAAAUCCAGGCUCCAUAUUUCUGCCGCCCAAAAAAGGGAUAAGAAGCCAGCAUUUCGCUUAGUUUUAUUUUAGUAGUGCUCAAUAGCGCCGAGUAAUUAGAGGUCGGCGCCAAAUUUGUUAUUAUAGCCAUAGCCUUAGAGCUCCCGCUCUCCUCAAAAGUGGAAGGGAAGGACCCCCAUGGACGAAGGAAGGGUGCAUCGGGUUGUGCAAAGCCGGCGUAUAUGAGCGUUCAUUUUCACUCGGCAAUUCCCGAGUACCACAUAGCAUAUCAGUCACAGAA
Molecule: messenger RNA, 2957 nt
Organism: Pseudogymnoascus destructans
Lineage: Eukaryota; Fungi; Ascomycota; Leotiomycetes; Thelebolales; Thelebolaceae
Gene: IDP1
Product: Isocitrate dehydrogenase [NADP], mitochondrial precursor (Oxalosuccinate decarboxylase)
Exons: 4
Coding region: 548-1903 (451 amino acids)
Biological process (GO): isocitrate metabolic process
Cellular component (GO): mitochondrion
Molecular function (GO): NAD binding; magnesium ion binding; isocitrate dehydrogenase (NADP+) activity
Source: RefSeq, a predicted model, not a curated record